Leptosia nina is the source of this 1842-nucleotide messenger RNA. The record is from the annotation of a GenBank genome assembly. NCBI's taxonomy places the organism in Eukaryota, Metazoa, Arthropoda, Insecta, Lepidoptera, Pieridae.
AUGGAUGGGGUAUCCAACUUUAACGCAUUCCUAGCACUUCAUAAGCCCCAGCUUGUGCUCUCCGGUGUACCUGAACAUUAUUGGCACACGCUCAGCAAAAAACUUCAAGAUCAAAUUUUUGACUCAGGUCUUACAUUUCAGUUGGUGCAAAUAGAUUAUGAAGACAGCGAACGAAGGCCGUAUGACCCUCUAUGGAGUGUUAUGGCUGUACGUGAUAUAGACCGCAAUGACCCUAACCACAUCUACUUGAUCGAUCACGCAUGGACCUUUAAAGUGAAUACUAUUAAAGCUAAUCUUACCAAUGUACCUAGUCUUUUAGAAAGAAUGUGCAACUUGAUGCAGAUCUCUUGCGAUAGAACCGAAGAACAAAUUCAAGAAGUGGCUAAAUAUGUUUGGAAAUAUGCAAAUACAUAUUCUAUUGCUGGCAACGAAUUUUCUGUUGAAGACAGAGUUCCAGUGUGGUAUAUUAUGGAUGAAUUGGGUUCUGGAAUAACCCAUUCAGACAAUCCUAAUUUCCGAGCAGUUCCAUUUAUUCACGUUCCUAGUCAAAUUACGUUUACAAUUCUUUACCCUACCAAAGAUGUUGAAGAAGGUGAAACUAUUACAAGGAAUUUUGUAGAGGGCAAUUUUUCAGAUCCACUACAGAGAGAGGCAAUGCUUAUCCCCUGGAAGCGUUAUGAGCACUUUUAUGAUAUUGUGACCCAAGAAGAACCAAAUAGAAAAUAUUUUUUGGAGGGCCAUCUAGUUGAAACACUGCCAAAUUUGGACUUGUUGCAAAGUAAUAAUAUUUCUAACAGGCCAUUGAAGGUUUUUUCUGAUUAUCCACUGAUUAAUGAACACCUAACAAUCAGUGAAUUUGAAAUUGUAGAUAAUGAAAAUGAAGCUGACAUUUUAUGGUUUACUAGUCAUUUUAAAGCAUUCAAAGAGCUUAGUGUAGAUUUUCGGAAUAAAUUUGUAAAUCAAUUCCCAUUUGAAUAUGUUCUUACAAUAAAAGAUUUGCUAGCAAUUGUAGCAAGAAGAUGUUCUAAUACGAAAAUUAAUGAGGAUGAACUGGAAACGAGUCCGUUAUGGUUACCAACAACUUUCAACAUGAAAACUGAGUUAUCAAAAUUAGUAUCUUUUUACAUGCAGAGAAAAAAGAAAGGUUUAGAUAACCACUGGAUCUGCAAACCGUACAAUCUUGCUAGAGGACUUGACACCUAUAUUACUGACAACUUGGAUUUCCUUUGCCACUUACCCUUAACAGGGCCUAAAAUAGCCCAGAAGUACAUUGAAAAUCCAGUUCUUUUUCAAAGGCCAGAUAUUGGAGCUGUAAAGUUUGAUUUGCGUUAUGUAAUCCUUUUGAAAUCUGUUAAUCCAACAGAGGUCUAUGUAUAUAACAACUUCUUUUUAAGAUUUUCCAAUAAACCUUUCAGCUUAUGCGAUUUUGAAGAUUAUGAAAAGCACUUUACAGUUAUGAACUAUUCUGAAGACAUGCCCUUGUUCAGGUUAUUGUGUGAUGACUUCAAAAGAGCCUGGGCAGAGCAAUAUUCCGAUUAUAAAUGGAGUGAUGUAGAGAGAACAAUAUACAACAUGUUAAAAGAAUUAUUCACAGCUGCAACUUCAAAACCACCCCCCUUUGGAAUAGCUCAGAGUCCUCAGUCUCGUGCACUAUAUGCAGCUGAUAUAAUGUUAUCUUGGCGAGAAUGUGAUAAUGAGGAACUCAUUCAGCCAAAGCUCCUAGAACUCAAUUGGAUGCCGGAUUGCAAGAGAGCUUGUGAUUACUAUCCAGACUUUUAUAACGAUAUAUUUUCAUUGAUGUUUCUUGAUAAAACAGUAGAUACUUGCAUUCAAAUAUUGUAA